AUGUCUUCGAACUUAGUAAAAUCAGAUUCAAGGAAUGUUUGGCUUCGAUCAUGUGAACAUGAAAUUAUUGAGCCCAUUGAAGGCGUUGUAAGUGGAGAAAUUCCGUCAUGGAUUAAUGGAAGUUUAUUAAGAAACGGCCCAGGAAGUAUAAAAGUUGAGUUUCCGGUUAUUCAUCAAAUCAAUCCCACAACAUUGGAAACGGAAAAUACUGUGAAAGUAUUAAAAUAUGUCAAAGGUUUAGUCUAUCAUACAUCUCAUCCACAUGUCAUGCCUGAUGGAACAGUUUUCAACCUUGGACUUUCAGUUUCAUUAACUGGGCCAAAAUAUAAAAUUUUUAGUUUAAAAAAGGGUGAAAAAUGUUUUGAGAAUGCAGAAAUUGUUGCUGAAGUUCCAGUUCGAUGGAAGUUCAACCCUGGUUACAUGCACACAUUUGGAGUAACUGAAAACUUCUUCAUUGUUGUCGAACAGCCUUUAACAAUUUCUGUUGCUGUUAAACUUAAAAAAAAUUUCAAAAAGACGACAGUUUCCGAAUUGAUGAAGUGGUCACCAAAAGAAAAUUGUCGAUUUUGUGUAGUUAACAGACAAACAGGAAAAGUUGAGUACGAAUUUGAAUCCGAAGCUUUCACCUAUUUCCACAUCAUCAACCAAUAUGAAAAAGAUAAUCACAUUGUCAUCGAUAUUUGCUGCUUAUCUGAUGCCUCUGUGUUGAACAAAUUGUAUUUAGAGAGCAUUAAAAAAUUGGAAAAGGAAUCUGACUUGCUUAAAAUAACUUUAGCAAAACCAUUUCGAUUUGUCUUACCUUUGUGUAAUGUGAAAAUUUUAUCAUGUAAAGAAAACGAAAAUCUCGUAACGUUGCCGAACACAAAAGCUUCAGCUUAUGUAAAGUCGUCGAAUGGAAUGAUUUUCUGUGUUCCUGAACUUUUAAGUGACUCAAGAUGUGAACUUCCAAGAAUAAAUUAUGAGAACUAUUUAGGCAAAGAAUAUAAAUUCGUGUAUGGAGUCAGUUUCGAGAAAGAUAAUUCAAAUUCACUGAUCAAAAUUGAUGUCGUCAAUAAAACUUCAACCUUAUGGACUGAAUCCAACUGUUAUCCAAGCGAACCAAUUUUUGUUCCGUCGCCAAACUCUAAAUCUGAAGAUGAUGGAAUUGUACUUGCUGCAUUAUUAUGGGGUGGAAAUGACGAAAAGCGCGUUGGUUUACUCGUCUUGAAUGCUGUCACAAUGAAGGAAUUGGGACGAUGUGAAUUCAGCAACCUUCCGUCUCCUGCUCCCAAAUGUUUUCAUGGAUGGUUUGCGAACUCACCCAUUGAAGGCGUUGUAAGUGGAGAAAUUCCGUCAUGGAUUAAUGGAAGUUUAUUAAGAAACGGCCCAGGAAGUAUAAAAGUUGGUGACAUGAUUUUCAAUCAUUUAUUCGAUGCUUCAGCUUUGCUUCAUCGAUUCAACAUCGUGGAGUUUCCGGUUAUUCAUCAAAUCAAUCCCACAACAUUGGAAACGGAAAAUACUGUGAAAGUAUUAAAAUAUGUCAAAGGUUUAGUCUAUCAUACAUCUCAUCCACAUGUCAUGCCUGAUGGAACAGUUUUCAACCUUGGACUUUCAGUUUCAUUAACUGGGCCAAAAUAUAAAAUUUUUAGUUUAAAAAAGGGUGAAAAAUGUUUUGAGAAUGCAGAAAUUGUUGCUGAAGUUCCAGUUCGAUGGAAGUUCAACCCUGGCUACAUGCACACAUUUGGAGUAACUGAAAACUUCUUCAUUGUUGUCGAGCAACCUUUAAAAAUGUCUGUUGCUGUUAAAAUUAAAACAGCUUUCACAAAGGCAACAGUUUGUGAAUUGAUGAAGUGGUCACCAAAAGAAAAUUGUCGAUUUUGUGUAGUGAACAGAACUACAGGAAAAGUUGAGUACGAAUUUGAAUCAGAAGCUUUCCCCUAUUUCCACAUCAUCAACCAGUACGAAAAAGAUAAUCACAUUGUCAUCGAUAUUUGCUGCUUAUCUGAUUCCUCUGUGUUGAACCAACUGUAUUUAGAGAGCAUUAAAGAAUUGGAAAAGGAAUCUGACUUGCUUAAAAUAACUUUAGCAAAACCUUUUCGAUUUGUCUUGCCUUUGUGUAAUGUGAAAAGUUUGACAUGUUCAGAAAACGAAAAUCUCGUAACGUUGCCGAACACAAAAGCUUCAGCUUAUCUGAAGUUGUCGAAUGGAAAUGUCUUCUGUGUCCCAGAACUUUUAAGUGAGUCAAGGUGUGAACUUCCAAGAAUAAAUUAUGAGAACUAUUUAGGCAAAGAAUACAAAUUCGUGUAUGGGGUCAGUUUCGAGAAGGAUAAUUCAAAUUCACUGAUCAAGAUUGAUGUCGUCAAUAAAACUUCAAUCUUAUGGACUGAAUCCAACUGUUAUCCAAGUGAACCAAUUUUUGUUCCGUCACCCAACGCUAAAUCUGAAGAUGAUGGAAUUUUACUUGCUGCAUUAUUAUGGGGUGGAAAUGACGAAAAGCGCGUUGGUUUACUCGUCUUGAAUGCUGUCACAAUGAAGGAAUUGGGACGAUGUGAAUUCAGCAACCUUCCGUCUCCUGCUCCCAAAUUAAAAUCAGAUUCAAGGAAUGUUUGGCUUCGAUCAUGUGAACAUGAAAUUAUUGAGCCCAUUGAAGGCGUUGUAAGUGGAGAAAUUCCGUCAUGGAUUAAUGGAAGUUUAUUAAGAAACGGCCCAGGAAAGUUUCCGGUUAUUCAUCAAAUCAAUCCCACAACAUUGGAAACGGAAAAUACUGUGAAAGUAUUAAAAUAUGUCAAAGGUUUAGUCUAUCAUACAUCUCAUCCACAUGUCAUGCCUGAUGGAACAGUUUUCAACCUAGGACUUUCAGUUUCAUUAACUGGGCCAAAAUAUAAAAUUUUCGGUUUAAAAACAGGUGAAAAAUGUUUUGAGAAUGCACAAAUUGUUGCUGAAGUUCCAGUUCGAUGGAAGUUCAACCCUGCUUUCACCUAUUUCCACAUCAUCAACCAAUAUGAAAAAGAUAAUCACAUUGUCAUCGAUAUUUGCUGCUUAUCUGAUGCCUCUGUGUUGAACAAAUUGUAUUUAGAGAGCAUUAAAGAAUUGGAAAAGGAAUCUGACUUGCUUAAAAUAACUUUAGCAAAACCUUUUCGAUUUGUCUUGCCUUUGUGUAAUGUGAAAAGUUUGACAUGUUCAGAAAACGAAAAUCUCGUAACGUUGCCGAACACAAAAGCUUCAGCUUAUCUGAAGUUGUCGAAUGGAAAUGUCUUCUGUGUCCCAGAACUUUUAAGUGAGUCAAGGUGUGAACUUCCAAGAAUAAAUUAUGAGAACUAUUUAGGCAGAGAAUACAAAUUCGUGUAUGGGGUCAGUUUCGAGAAGGAUAAUUCAAAUUCACUGAUCAAGAUUGAUGUCGUCAAUAAAACUUCAAUCUUAUGGACUGAAUCCAACUGUUAUCCAAGUGAACCAAUUUUUGUUCCGUCACCCAACGCUAAAUCUGAAGAUGAUGGAAUUUUACUUGCUGCAUUAUUAUGGGGUGGAAAUGACGAAAAGCGCGUUGGUUUACUCGUCUUGAAUGCUGUCACAAUGAAGGAAUUGGGACGAUGUGAAUUCAGCAACCUUCCGUCUCCUGCUCCCAAAUGUUUUCAUGGAUGGUUUGCGAACUCAGUUUAA
Messenger RNA from Clunio marinus, 3636 nucleotides. Lineage: Eukaryota; Metazoa; Arthropoda; Insecta; Diptera; Chironomidae. The record is from the annotation of a GenBank genome assembly.